CAUUUGGAGCAAGUCUCAGCGUGGCCUCAGAGUUCUCUCCAGUUGGGUCAGGUGUCAGGACUUGCCCUCGACUCAGAUGCUAAUUUGGUCAUUUUCCACAGAGGGGACCACCACUGGGGGGCAAGCUCUUUUAACAGCCAGGCUAGAUACCAGCAGAGGUCCCAAGGUCCUAUUCAGCAGUCCACUAUUUUGGUUGUAGACCAAGCCAACGGCAACAUUCUGAAGGCAUCUGGCAGAGAAAUGUUUUAUUUGCCUCAUGGAAUAACAACAGACAAGAAGAAUAAUUACUGGGUCACUGAUGUGGCUCUUCAUCAGGUGUUAAAGGUGAGCAGUGAUGGCAGAGACAGAAUGUUGCUGGCACUUGGAGAGGCUUUCACUCCAGGAAGCGACAACAACCACUUUUGCCAGCCCACUGAUGUGGCUGUAGACACUGAGACUGGGAACAUUUUUGUGUCUGAUGGCUACUGCAAUGCAAGGAUACUGAAGUUCUCAGCUGAUGGCAAAUACCUGUCUCAGUGGGGUGCAGGCUCGUCAGACAGGAAGAGGCGAAUACCGUUCCGAAUACCCCACAGCCUGGUGUUCCUUCCUGACAGACAGGAAGUUUGUGUGGCUGACAGGGAAAACGGGCGUAUCCAGUGCUUCAUAGCCCAAACUGGAGAGUUUGUCAAGGAAAUAAAGAAAGAGGAGUUUGGAGGGGAGGUGUUUGCCAUCACCUACAGCCCUGCUGGAGAUGGCUUGAUCUUCGCAGUAAAUGGGGAAUCUCCAUAUCGCUCAACUCCAGUCAGAGGUUUUGUAAUAGAUUAUUCAACCAUGGAUAUUUUGGAUACCUUCAACCCAGAGAAAAAGUUCCAGAUGCUCUUGAUGUGUGGAUGCAGAUGA
Molecule: messenger RNA, 879 nt
Organism: Anoplopoma fimbria (sablefish)
Lineage: Eukaryota; Metazoa; Chordata; Actinopteri; Perciformes; Anoplopomatidae
Product: peptidyl-glycine alpha-amidating monooxygenase B-like
Exons: 7
Coding region: 241-879 (212 amino acids)
Biological process (GO): peptide metabolic process
Cellular component (GO): membrane; extracellular region
Molecular function (GO): peptidylglycine monooxygenase activity; protein binding
Source: RefSeq, a predicted model, not a curated record